ACGACCGGUGGGUCUGUCGGUCGGAUCGAAUUCGAAGUGCUUGAGUUUCGGGCGGGCGCGAGCGUGUUGUUGGUUCAAAAGUGCAGUUUUUGAAAAGGUCCUCGACGGACGGACGGGCGGUUGAAGUUCUGAAAACGGGCGUUCUGUGCAAAUAUCGUGAUCGUGAGGAAAAUCGUGACACAAAAUUUGGACUAAUUUUCGGAAAAAAAAUCAAGCAACAAAUACCCUUUUGAGGGUCCAGCCGGUGGUGACCCCAAGGGGAGUUGUGCCUCGAACUAUUUGUAUUGUCGUUUGAUUGGGAUCGAAUCGGGCCAGAACAAACGUCGUGAACUAGAACACCGAGUCCCCGAGUGCCCCCACGGUGGAAAACGUGAUCAACCGGCCCCGUCCGUUCGUCGAGACGUGUUGUAGGUGCAGACAUUCUCGGUGUGGAAUUCCCUGUGAGAGGAGGGAAAGGUUACAACUUGAAGAUUUGUAAACUCGGCAGACGUCGGCAGCAUCUUCUGAGGAGGCGGCAGCAGCAACAGCAGCAGUAAUAGUUCGACAAAUCCAAUAAUAGUCAUCGUCGAUUGUGAGACACCAGGCGCGCAGGUGGAAUCAUGAGCAGAAUAAUGAAUCAAUUUACGACGACCCGGUUGGCGUUGCUGCUGGUUCUCAGCUGUACAGCUUUGGCCAGUGCCGGCAAACAGAAACGGCUACUGUACGACCUGUCCGAUCCCCUUGUGACGGUAACCGACUCCGCUUCGUACUACCACCAUAACCCCUCGCCAAGCUUUCACCAACCCGCUACCAUUUACUCCACCUCCUCCCUGCACCACCACCACCCCGAACUAAUCAAACCCAUCCCGGCUCCAUUCCCCGCCCCCUCCCCAUCCUUUAUCUCCCCAAAGCACUCCUCCUCGCUGGACAGUAUCUACAAGCAGCACAACUACUUUGACUACUCCAACUACGGAGCGCCGUUCCAAUUCCUCGGAGGGAACGCCCUCGGAUUCCGUGACGACGACACCUACAUCGCCGACGGUCGCAUCCUCAAGCAGUACUCCGUCCUCGAGCACCACCCGGAGGAGAUCGAACGUAACCGCCUCCUCCACUCCGACCUGUUCGCUCCCUCGUCCAGCUUCUUCAGCGGAAAACCCGCCCCGAUCUACAACCAGUUCACCGUCCAACACCUCGCACCCCACCUCUCGACCCUCGGGUACAACCCCCGCUUCGGCCUGCCCCUCAACAACGCCCCCUCCCCACUCCUAACCAAGAACCACGGCCCAGUCGCGCUCGGUUCCGGCUCGAUUGGCAUCGUCCACGGUCCCAACGGAGUCGCGCUCGGAUCCGGUUCCCUCGGAUACAUCAGCCACCAGCAGCACCGCGAUACGCUGUCCGACCUGGUGGCGCGCAAAAGCCGGAAGCACCGACCGGGACCGCUGCACUUUGGCCAUAACCACGACUAAGAAGGGGCUUUCGUUACCUAGACGAUUAGUGCAUUUCAAGUGGAGAGAUAGAUUAAUAUAGCAACGAACGUGCCUUGUUAUCAUUUAUUAUAUGCGAUUUAUACGCGAUAGAAUGACGCUUUUUUGUGUGUACAUAGAGAAAGAAUAGCUGAGUU
Culex pipiens pallens (northern house mosquito) is the source of this 1600-nucleotide messenger RNA. RefSeq lists its product as uncharacterized. The transcript is spliced from 2 exons. The record is from RefSeq and is a predicted model, not a curated record. The coding region runs from base 600 to 1445 and encodes 281 amino acids. NCBI's taxonomy places the organism in Eukaryota, Metazoa, Arthropoda, Insecta, Diptera, Culicidae.